This is a messenger RNA of Thyridium curvatum, 729 nucleotides long. RefSeq lists its product as uncharacterized. Gene Ontology annotation, molecular function: pectate lyase activity. Gene Ontology annotation, cellular component: extracellular region. Lineage: Eukaryota; Fungi; Ascomycota; Sordariomycetes; Thyridiales; Thyridiaceae. The record is from RefSeq and is a predicted model, not a curated record. The transcript has 3 exons. The coding region runs from base 1 to 729 and encodes 242 amino acids. Gene Ontology annotation, biological process: pectin catabolic process.
AUGCAUUCAACCACUCUUUUGUUCGUCGCUGCUCUCAGUAGCGCUGUGUCCGCAGUUACGACCACGCUGCCCGCCUCGGCUGGCACUUCGUCCGCUCCCACGGCUAUCCCCGUCAAGGGUUCCUUUGACGGCGGCAUGAAGCGAUUUGAACGAAGCCCUGCGGUCUGCCAAGGUCAGAAGGAGACUGGGGAGAAGGACGCCAUGUUCAUCCUAGAGAACGGCGCCACCCUCUCCAACGUCAUCAUCGGCGCCUCUCAGGCCGAGGGUAUUCACUGCAAGGGCACUUGCACAUUGAACAACGUCUGGUGGGCCGACGUCUGCGAGGACGCCGCCACCUUCAAGCAAGACAGUGGCACCUCAUACAUCAACGGCGGCGGCGCUUUCCACGCCCAGGACAAGAUCUUCCAGUUCAACGGCCGCGGCACCAUCGUCAUCGACGGCUUCUACGCCCAGGACUACGGCAAGCUGACCCGCUCGUGCGGCAACUGCAAGAACAACGGCGGCCCCCGCAACGUCGUCGUCAAGAACGUCGUGGCCAGGGGCGGCGGCGUGCUGUGCGGCAUCAACUCCAACUACGGCGACACGUGCACCAUCACCAACUCGUGCCAGAACGGCAACAAGGCGUGCGACCUGUACGAGGGCAACUCGAACGGCAAGGAGCCCAAGAAGAUCAGCUCCGGACCCGAUGGCAAGUACUGCAAGGCCACUGGCUUCACCAAGAAUUGCUAG